Messenger RNA from Pristis pectinata (smalltooth sawfish), 5780 nucleotides. It is a transcript of the gene mark3a, whose product is annotated as MAP/microtubule affinity-regulating kinase 3a. The record is from RefSeq and is a predicted model, not a curated record. Gene Ontology annotation, cellular component: plasma membrane; cytoplasm. Gene Ontology annotation, molecular function: protein serine/threonine kinase activity; ATP binding. The coding region runs from base 697 to 1032 and encodes 111 amino acids. The transcript is spliced from 4 exons. Lineage: Eukaryota; Metazoa; Chordata; Chondrichthyes; Rhinopristiformes; Pristidae. Gene Ontology annotation, biological process: intracellular signal transduction; protein phosphorylation.
AGUCGCAUUCAAUCUCCAGCCGCCGCUUCCGGUCCCACCAAUGGGUGGGAAGGCGGCGGGUGACGCGCUUCCUGCCGCUGCCCUGGGCUUGGCGAUCAGUCUGGGAGAGCGGGGCGGCCAUUUUCGCAAGACCCUCUCUCUCUCUCUCUCUCUCUUUCCCCCCUCCCCUUCCCCCCACCCACCCACCCACCCGUGCAUCUCUGGCCGCCCUCCGGCAUCGCUCUCUCCCCGCGGCCUCCAUGUUUGGCGAGCGAGAAGCCGAGUUUGGAUCGUCACGUCUUUCGCGUCCGGAGCCGGGAAGCUGCUGUGCGGUGGCCGCUGAGCGGUCGCCCCGCUGAAGCCGGGCCUUGUUAUUGAGGCUGACAAGACAGUGGGUUUACCUUGACCGUAGCAGCUUCUCGGGAUAGACCUCAACAAUCAGCAGCGUUUGAAAAUAAUUGCACUAAGAACGUUUCUCAAUCUCUUGGCACAUUAUUUAGAUGUUAAAAUGUGGACGGCUCCAAAGGGUAUUUGACUUCACUAGGCGUGUAUUUGUUAAAGGCAGCUGGAUGUCACCGAGUACAAUAUAAAAUACAAUCGGUCGAGCCGGCUUCAGUGAAAGCCUGCUAAUUGUGAACGUUUGGCCACUCAUGCUGUGUUGAAUCGAGUCUUCUACAAUUACUUCGGUGCUAAAUUGCAACUAGAAGAAAAAACAAAAUGUCUACUCGAACGCCAUUACCUACAGUGAAUGAACGCGAAACAGAACAUCACACUUCGCAUAUGGAUGGCCGUUCAGAAGUUCCUUCUCGGUCAGCCCGCUCUGGGGGAGCACGAUGCCGUAAUUCAAUUACAUCUUGUGCUGAUGAACAGCCACACAUAGGAAACUAUAGGCUUUUGAAAACUAUAGGCAAGGGAAACUUUGCCAAGGUAAAGCUGGCAAGACACAUCCUCACUGGAAGAGAGGUUGCAAUAAAAAUUAUCGACAAAACACAGCUCAACCCUACAAGUUUGCAAAAGAGUUCUUGGAUAUUUACGCACACUAUAAAAGUGUAGGUGAACACAAAACAGGCACAAGAUAUUCUGAGGAAGUGGAACAGCCAGAAUUGUGGUCCUUGUUAGUCCAUAUUGCUCUAAGAACUGAGUUCCAGAUGCUAGGAAAAAGUAUUAAAGAACAGGACUUCAAAGAUAGAAUUCUGCUCGUCUCCACCUUCCACCCCAACAGCCUCUACAUUCACAGGAUCAUCUCCAGAACUUCUGCCACCUUCAGUGCGAUUCCACCAGGGACAUCUUCCCCUUCCCUCCCUAUCAGCAUUCCAGGGUCCAUUUCCUACACGACUCCCUGAUUUGCUCUUCCAUCUGCAUUAGCUGCUCCUCUUCUCAUGACGUUUUCCCAUGCAGACACCGGAAUGCAACAGAGCUUUUUUACCUUUGCCCUUCCCACCAUCCAAGGACACAAUCAUUCAAGGUGAAGGAGCAAUUCAUUUGCAUUGCUUCCAAUUUAGUCUGUUGCAUUUGGUGCUCAUAAUGUGGUCACUGCUGUAUAGGAGAAUCCAAAUACAGAUUGGGUAAUAGCUUUAUAGAACACCUCCUUUCUGUCCCUGUAGUUUGUCAUUUUUGUUUCUGACUCAUUCUUGCCUUGAGUUUAGAUAUUUUGGCUAACCACCCCUUUUUUCUGUCCACAGAUGUGGCUUUACCUUUGUUUCAAUUUUAUGUCUCUAACAGGUGGUUUUUAACUUGGCUGUCACCCUAUCACAGAUAUUCCCCUUAUUCACUACACUCUUCCCCCUUUCUGCAACUUAAAACAUAGUUAUUUUCUCACUUUUUCAGUUUUGAUGAAGGAUCAUUGACCUGUAGUUUCACCUGCUUCUCUCCCCACUGAAGCUGUCAUACUUGCUGAGUGCUGCCAAAACUUGUUUAUUUCCAACAUCUACAGUUUUCUGCUCCAAAGUCUAUACAGAUCAUAGUCUUUCAAUUAUUUCCAGUGCCACGCGUGCUCAUGAAUUCAAAAAUAUGGUGUUGCAGAUGAAUGUGUAGCUACACGGAGCUAUGGGCCAACAUAAUUAAUUCUGGGAAGAGGGGCUUGUGCAAAUUGGGCAGUAUAGGGCUGUGACUAAUGCUGUGGUGAAGCAUUUAAACUGAUUAGUUGGAGGAAGUGGACCAGAUCAUUGCAGUAAAGGCAGAAAUAAGAACUAGAGUAGGCCACAUGGUCCCAUGAUUCUGCUCCACCUUUCAGUAAUAUCAUGACUGAUCUGAUUUUUGGCUUCAAAUCCACUUUGCUGCCUGAUCCCCAAAACCUUGGGACUUCCCUAUAGUUCAAAUAUCUACCUUUUGCAUCCUUGAGUAUUGAUGACUCAACAGCUCAGAGGUAAAGAAUUCCAAAUAUUUGCAAGCUUUGAAGAGAGAUUCCUUUUCAUAAUUUCUUACCUCUUAUCCUGAAACUGAUUCUCAUUCAAGGCAUAUAUUCACUCACCCUGUCAAGCUCCCUUAGAAUAUUACUUCAAUAAGAUCACUUUCAUUUUCAGAAACCCCUUUUGAGUAUAUCCCUAAUCUAUUAAGUCUGUCCUUGUGAGACAGUCUCAUCAUCCUAAGAAUCAGUCUAGUGAACUUUGCUGCACUGCUUCCAAGACCAAUUUGUCCAUCCUUAAGUAAGGAGAGUAAAACUGGAUGCGGUACUCCGGAUAUGUUCCCACUCUUGCACCUCAUUCCCCCGGCAGCCUGUCUUUCAUAUUUCAGAGACUUGAUCCCUUGUGCCUUUCAGAAAGAUGUGGGUGGAUUUGUGAAAUGAGCAAGCCCCCGGCAGAGAAAUGAAUAUGGCAUUAAUGUGAAAUGAUGCACUUUGGUGGGGGUGGGGAGGGGAGGUGGGGACAUUAGAAGGCAGUGUAAAUAAAAUUGAACUAAUUUUGAGGGGGUUCAAAGGAAAAGAACUUGAGUUGCUUAUUCACCAAUCUUUGCAGGUGGCAGAUAGGCUGAGAGCACUUGUGAAAACUUAUGGGAUACUUGACAUCAGUUAAAAUAUUAAUCACAAAAGUAAAUUAAAAUUUUACAAAUCUCUUGUUAGGUCUCUGCAGUUCUAGGCAUCUUAGUGACACUAUAUGUUGAUUUCAAACUGGACUUGAAAAGAAUACAAAUAUUGAUGAUAACAUUUUGCUUUGAGCAACAGGAUGUUUUUUCAUCAUGUGGAAUGUAUAUCACAGGUCAAAUUUAAAAUAUUUGGCAAAAAGUCUAGAGGGAAAAUAAUUCUUUUCACACAGUUCUUUUAUAGAUUAAUUGAAAAAUUGGUGGAAUCAGAUUUGUAGGAGCUUUCAAAUGGCAUUUGGACAUGCAUGUGAAGAGAACAAACUUGUCGUGUUACUAAGUAAAGCUGCUACGUGGGAGUAAAUUGAUCAGCGCUUUUUAUUUUAAAGAUUUGGCACACAUAGCACUCCCUUCUGUGCUGUAAGAUCCGAUGAUUGUGUAGUUUGAUAAAUCUCACUGCCUGGAAAUAGGAUUUUCAGUAACCGAUACAAGAACGUAUUUACUUGUGUCAAAUUACUAUAUUUGUAUGUAAUCUGCACUGUUACUCGGUAACUAACAAGAUAUGGUAGUACAGGUGAUCCCUGUGUCAUGAGGGGUGGGGGCUGUUCAUAGAAAAUGGUCUGUUUCAUGAUUUCCCAUAAAGGGAAGCUGUGUUGUGUGUGGGUCAAAAAAAAACGAGUUGGGAAAAAGAAGUAUUGAUUUCUUUUGCACAAAUUCUGCAAGAGCAAAUUUUAUUCCAUACUUCAAAUUUUUGGGUCAUGAUUUGUGAAUUCUGUAAGAGCAAAUUUCUGUUUCCCGAACAUCUAUAACACUGGCGUUGGCUAUAAGUAAUUUGACUGAUAAUUCAGAGGCCUGGGCUAAAGAUCCAGAGUUUAAAUCACUUAACACUAGGGAAUUUAAAUUCAGUUAUUUUAAUUAAUUAAUUACACUUGGAAUGAAAAGCUACAAUGAACCUAUUAGAUUUUGGUGGAAAUCCACUUGGUCUACUCAUUUCCAUUAGGGGAUGAAAUCUCCUGUCUUCACCUAGUAUGGCUAUUGUGUCAGCAAAUCUCAACAAUGUGACUGUGAAUAUUGAACAUGAGGAGUAGAUGCAGAAAUAAAUAUUACAUUGAGUUCAAAAACUGCUUGCGUCCAAAAGAUGUAAUUCAAGCCUCCUCCCAGAAGAAGUGCUCUUUGUGGCCUUCUCCAACAGAAUCAACAGGAAAUGAUUAAUCAACACAUUUGGGCACUAUGCUUUUAGAUUUUCUCAAAGAACUUGGAACUGACUGUCUUACAGAACCAAACAGCAAAAUAUGAACCUAUCAAAUUGUCAAAUAUUGUUUUUUGAAAAUCUUGCAGUUUGCAAGCUUUCUUUGUUCACAAGGUCAGAUCUACAAGAUCUGGAUAAAGCUUCUAAAUAUGUGAUGUAAAAGAAAAUGGCAUUGUCACACAAAUUUACCUGCAACAUUGUCUUUUAAAAUUAGAGGAAAUUUUAAAAUGUUGCUAUUUUUGAUACAUUAAUCACAUCUGUUCCGAGCUUUAUUUAGCACUAUAAAAUAUUUAAAACACUAGUUAAAAAUUGAAGCUUUUCCUGUUUCUCUGCUUGAGGAUUCUUUACUAUGAUUGCCUGUUCAGUUAGUUUAAUGACUUUUCAGUUGCUGAAUAUAUUUGGAUACUUUUGAACUGACACCCAACAGCAACAGGUGUUGGAAAAGAGGAUGGUCUCCCUGAAGAUCCCUAAAUCUUUGUCAAGGGCAUUCUUUAACAUCAACUGCAAGUGCCGUUGACCAAAAGUUCCAUGCCAUGGUCUUUAAGCAAAUCAUCUUUAAAGUAUUUUUAAAACGAUUUCACCAAUAAAAUGAUCACUACAACAAAAUUCUGAAUUUAUGAGCAAUGCCAAGGAAACUAUCAGUAACGUAACAAAAAGAUGUUUCCUUAUAGACUAAUGUGUCAUUCUUGGCAGAAAUAAACCAUUAAUUAGAAAUACAUUUUUCUCAGAUUGAGAGGUUGAACAAAGUUGGAUUGUAUUGUCUAGCAUGUUGGAUGCUGAGGUGCAACCUGACAGAAGUUUAUUAUGAGAAUUCAUGAGACACACAAAUUUAAGACAAGAAAUUAUGAGAGACAUAGGGGCCAUAGUCAGUCUUUUUCCCCAGAAUGGAAAUGUCAUACUAGUAGUGUAGCUUUAAGGUGAGAGGGGAAAAGUUUAAAGGAGAUUUUCAAAGUAAGUUGUUUUUUUACACACCAAAUGUAGGCGUAAAAUGUGGGCGCUGCCAGGGGAGGUGGUAGAAGCAGUUGUGAUAGCAAUGUUUAAAAGGCAUUUAAACAGAUGCACGAUCAGGCAGAGAAUAGAGGGAUAUGGAUCAUGUGCAGGCCGAUGGGAUUAGUUUCAGUCAGCAUUGUGGACGGUGCAGGCAUAGUGGGUUGAAGGGCCUAUUCUUGUGCUGUACUUUUCUAUGUAUCUAUGAUUUGAAAAUACCCCAGAUACAGCUUAGGUACUCAAAUUAUAAUUUUGGCAACUUAUCAAAAAGAUAGCAUGUGCUUGCACAACAAAGAAAAUUGUUUUAAUGCAUAAAACUUUUAGUCCAACUGCUUUUCAAUGCAAACAAUGUACAUUCAUUUUUGCAACAAAAAUUGAACACCAUGUACGUGAAAUCAUUAUAUUAUGAAACAGUAUUGUGACCAAUACCACAAGAAAAUGUAUUAUUAAAAUUACCGUCUACAUGUAUUCAUCUUGAUCACACUUGAUGUAUUGGAUGUUUUCAAGACACUGAUUUCAGAUUUUCUUAUCUCCAGAAUUGCAAUUUAAG